AUAAUUUUCAUUUCAUAUUCCUUAUUUAAAAAAAAAAAAAAUCUUUCAUUGCUCUCACUUACUGUACAAAAGGAUCGUUACAGAUGGAGAAUAUAGAAAAAAAAUCGAAUAAGGAACCUCGCCGGUGAGGCUUCCCAUCGACCCGACGACGAAGGAUACGAAGAAGAAGAUCAGGAACUGUCCAAAUGGAACCCUAGAAGGAAGAAAGGGCAAAAAGAGAAUAAGAAGAGCGAAAGAAUUAAGGAGAAAAGCCGAUUCAAUCAAAUCUUGAGCGAUUCGCAGCCGAGUCAUGAGACCGAUUCAACCACAAACUGGUACUGGUACUGGAACGGUAACAGCAGCUGGAACUGGAACUGUUACGGCCAAUCGAAACAAGUCGCGUAGGCGUUCUGACUUAACCCUACCUCUUCCUCAGCGAGACCCAAAACUUGCGGUUCCUCUUCCUCUUCCACCUACUUCCAGCUCUGCCCCGUCUACGAGUCAUCAACAAACUCAGCAACUGAGUUUUUCGGACCUUGACCGAAUCAAUCGCAUAGGAAGCGGCGCUGGAGGAACUGUGUACAAAGUGAUCCACCGUCCGACUGGGAGGCUUUACGCCCUGAAAGUAAUAUAUGGAAACCAUGAGGACUCGGUGAGAAGGCAGAUGUGCCGCGAGAUCGAGAUUCUCCGAGGCGUCAAUCACCCUAAUGUGGUUAAAUGCCACGAAUUUUACGAGCACAACGGGGAGAUCCAAGUGCUACUAGAAUUCGUGGAUGGCGGAUCCCUAGAAGGCACCCAUAUCGGCCUGGAGGCGCAGUUGUCGGAUGUGGCCCGGCAAAUCUUGAGCGGGAUUGCAUAUCUCCACCGCCGGAAAAUUGUUCACAGGGAUAUCAAGCCUUCGAAUCUGUUAAUCGAUUCGAGGAAGAAUGUGAAAAUUGCUGAUUUUGGGGUGAGUAGGAUUCUGGAGCAGACUAUGGAUCCGUGCAACUCAUCAGUUGGUACUAUUGCCUACAUGAGUCCUGAGAGGAUCAACACGGACUUGAAUCAUGGCCAGUACGACGGCUUUGCUGGCGAUAUUUGGAGCUUUGGGGUAAGCAUAUUGGAGUUUUUUCUAGGGAGGUUUCCGUUUGCAGUUGGGCGGCAGGGCGAUUGGGCAAGCUUGAUGUGUGCCAUUUGUAUGUCGCAACCACCUGAGGCUCCGCCUACCGCUUCCAGAGACUUUCGGGAAUUUAUUGCUUGUUGUCUGCAGAGAGAGCCGGCGCGAAGGUGGACUCCCAAUCAGUUGUUACAUCAUCCCUUUAUAACAAGGAACAAUGGAGGCCAAAGAGAGGUGAACCAGAAUCUACAUCAACUGUUGCCUCCCCCACGUCCUCUUUCUUCUUAGCUGCUUCUUCCUGCUCCGUUUUCUUUUUUAGCCUUAUUCAAAAUAUAUUUUGCGAAUUAUCUCAAUGAUUUUGGUUAUUGUCUUUGUUGCUGCUGCUGUUGUCGUUGUCAUUAGUUCUCUCUCUCCCUCUCUCUCUCUCUCUCUCUCUCUUUUUUGUAAUUUUCAUAUGAUGGUCAGAUUUGAUUUUUAGAAGAAAAUGGGGGAAUGGGGUUUAUCCUGGUUUCAACGUUCAA
Messenger RNA from Manihot esculenta (cassava), 1596 nucleotides. RefSeq names its product mitogen-activated protein kinase kinase 5. Gene Ontology annotation, molecular function: ATP binding; protein serine/threonine kinase activity. Gene Ontology annotation, cellular component: cytoplasm. The coding region runs from base 290 to 1363 and encodes 357 amino acids. NCBI's taxonomy places the organism in Eukaryota, Viridiplantae, Streptophyta, Magnoliopsida, Malpighiales, Euphorbiaceae. Gene Ontology annotation, biological process: protein phosphorylation. The transcript is spliced from 2 exons. The record is from RefSeq and is a predicted model, not a curated record.